Messenger RNA from Leptopilina boulardi, 1469 nucleotides. RefSeq lists its product as uncharacterized. The record is from RefSeq and is a predicted model, not a curated record. The coding region runs from base 311 to 1321 and encodes 336 amino acids. Lineage: Eukaryota; Metazoa; Arthropoda; Insecta; Hymenoptera; Figitidae. The transcript is spliced from 6 exons.
AAAACUACAAACUCAAAAUGUAAAAAUUGAAGCAUUACAGAAUGAAAUUUCUGAAAAACAAACUUUGGAAAAUUUAAUUACAAAUAAAAGUGAUUUACAAUCAACGAAUAAAAUUACAUUAGACGAAACAGUUUAUAGAGAAAACUUAUUAAAUAGAAUGCAAACUAUGAAUGAUUGGGACAUUAUCAAAGAACAAGUAAAUUAUUUAGAAUUAUUUAAAUAUCAUCCAAAGAAAACUUUAACAAUAACGAAAAACUUGGAAAAUUCAAUAUUUAAUUACAAUAAAUGCAAUUGUCCCAAUUUUUAACAGAUGUUAAAUGAAGAUGAUGAAUUCAAAAUUACAACUUACGAUAAAAAUGAGUGUACAGAUAAUAUCAAAUGUUGUAAAGUGAAACAAGCAUUGAAUCUCAUUGGUGGAGAAAUAAAUAAAAUUGAUGACAUCGUACAUCGAGUAAAAUAUUCCAUAGAAAAUAAUUUUCCUCAAUUGGAAAAUGAAGAUUUUUCAAAUAUUCGAUUAAUGAUUAACAAUCUUAAACAACAGAGACAAGAAAUUAAUGAAAUUCAACAAUCUUACAAUAUUUACUUGAAACAAUUUUCUGAACUCAGGGAAAAUCAAAGUAAAACUAUAAAACAGAUUGAGGAAUUAGAAACCUCGGUCAAUGAAAUAUUCGAAUCUUUUGACUAUUUGGAAAAUGAGAAAAAAAUUCCAAAUGAAAAGAUUCAGAAGGAAGAGGAAAAAUUAAAAAACCGUAACAGAAAACAAGAAAAGGAUUUUAAUAAAAUGAUGGAAUGGAUUUCAAAACUAAAAGAUAAGAAAACAAAUAGAGAGGAAAAUUGUCGAAUUGAUAAACUCGAGAUGGAAAAAUACCAAGAUAGAUCAAUGUUAAUUUAUGCUAUUAAACAAAUCAAAGAAGUUAUUGAAAUGAAAACUAUUCUCGACUCGAGAAAAUUAUUAAAAUCACCAAAAAAAGAUCCAACCGAAGAAAUUGAAAAUGCUUCAGAUACUAAAAUUGAAACUAGUUUCUCUCAUACAAAAUGCUCUACAAUGAAAAAUUCCACAGGUUCCGAGAAUUGGAAAAGAAAUAAAAAUUUAUUUCCAAAAUUUUUACAGAAAUGCGAUAAAAAAAUUUCACCAAAAUGCGAUAAUUUUCUUUUACCUCAAAAAGAUCAAAGUACAUUUUUAUAUUAUAACAAUAAUUCAUUACGAAAUUAUUUAACUCGAAAGGAUAUUCCGUUUUUCUUGAAAUUAAUUGGGAAAAAUCUUGAAAAAAGGGAAAUUAAAUUAAUGAAACUGGGAAAUCAAUAUUUCAGAAUACAAUAAUUUAAAAAAAAAAUUUUUAAUAAAAAUAUAUUAUAAAACAUGAAAUAUAAAAAAAUAUAAUAAAUAUAAAUAAAACGAACCAAACGAGGUUGAGUUGAUGUUUAAAUGUCCGCGCAUAAUAAGGCCAGGUCCAAGUGAGGCAGCGCCA